Topomyia yanbarensis is the source of this 911-nucleotide messenger RNA. It is a transcript of the gene U2af38, whose product is annotated as splicing factor U2af 38 kDa subunit. The record is from RefSeq and is a predicted model, not a curated record. Lineage: Eukaryota; Metazoa; Arthropoda; Insecta; Diptera; Culicidae. Gene Ontology annotation, cellular component: spliceosomal complex; U2AF complex. The transcript is spliced from 3 exons. Gene Ontology annotation, biological process: mRNA splicing, via spliceosome. Gene Ontology annotation, molecular function: metal ion binding; pre-mRNA 3'-splice site binding. Bases 131 to 844 code for a protein of 237 amino acids.
UUGACUUUGAGGUGGCGGACGUUCGCCAUUUUUGGUGAGCUUCUAGCAAAGCUGUUUACUUGUGCCGGAAGCUUGUGCUCAAAGUAAUUGACUGCGUAUCGUGAUAUCGUUACCAUUUUGAAGAGAAGUGAUGGCUGAGUAUCUUGCCUCGAUCUUUGGCACUGAAAAAGAUAAGGUCAACUGUUCAUUCUACUUCAAAAUCGGAGCUUGCCGUCAUGGGGAUCGCUGCUCACGUAUUCACAAUAAACCUACAUUUUCGCAGACCUGUUUGCUGCAGAAUUUAUAUGUGAAUCCUCAGAAUUCGGCUAAAUCCGCCGACGGAAGUCACUUGGUGGCCAACGUUUCGGAUGAAGAAAUGCAGGAGCAUUACGACAACUUUUUCGAAGAUGUUUUUGUUGAAUGUGAGGACAAAUACGGCGAAAUUGAGGAAAUGAAUGUUUGUGACAAUUUGGGAGAUCAUUUGGUCGGCAAUGUUUACAUAAAAUUUCGGCGCGAAGAAGACGCUGAUCGGGCGGCGAAGGAUCUCAACAAUCGUUGGUUCGGUGGACGCCCAGUAUACUCUGAGUUGUCACCCGUGACAGACUUUCGUGAAGCUUGUUGUCGCCAAUACGAGAUGGGCGAAUGCACACGUUCUGGAUUUUGCAAUUUCAUGCAUCUGAAACCGAUUUCACGUGAAUUGCGCAGAUAUUUGUAUUCUCGACGACGUGGGCGCUCUCGUUCGCGUUCGCGAUCACCUAAAGGCGGCCGGCCACGAGAACGCUCACGUGAACGUAAUCGCCGUUCUAGAAGCCGAGAACGUAAAGGACCCGAGCGAAACGACAAUGGUCGCAAAGGAAGGUAUUAAAGAAGUUCAUAUUUUGGCUAACAAUUGUAAAACGACGAAGUCCGAUAAUUAAAGCAGAUUGACUAUA